Pelagomonas calceolata is the source of this 1650-nucleotide messenger RNA. NCBI's taxonomy places the organism in Eukaryota, Pelagophyceae, Pelagomonadales, Pelagomonadaceae. The record is from the annotation of a GenBank genome assembly.
AGCUAGCUGCGAAGGCGCGGAGUCCCGCGUCGGCCCACGGCUGCUCAAACAAGUUCAUUGGGACAGGAGAUAGCCGUUGCGGACGUGCUCUAACUGUGCCUAAACGCUGCGGCACUCGCGGCCACACCUACGCCACACUCGCGCCGCGCUCAGAGGCGCGAAAAACGCAGAGCAAUUUCGACAUCGCCCGGGAGGCACUAUAAACGCCCACUUUCGCAGCGGACGCGCAGCGGACACACCAUGCAGUUCGUCACGCCGACCAAGGCCGUGGACCCGCUCGACGGCCUCCCGCCGCCGCCGCGCAGCCCGCGGCCCGGGCCGAAGUGGCUCGCCUGGCCGCCGUCAAAACUACCGCAGCGGCCAAACACCUUCACGGCACUGAAGGGCAACAGCGGCCUCGUGAUAUGCGUCGGAUUAAACAAAGACGGCACCUACGUCGCGUUCGAUGGGCACUGUUACCACAUGGGCGAGCCGUUGUUCGACGGUUGCGGCACGGGCGACAUCGAGGACGACGGUUCAAUAAGGUGCCCGGCACACGGCCGCCGCGUCCAUUCUGAAACGGGCGCGUGCGCCGAACGCGGCCCUUUCGCCCAGCGGACGUAUCGGACGCGCGUGCGGCAGACGGCCGAGGGCGUUGUUGUGGACGUCGACGUCUCGAGACCGGGCUCCUUCGCGAGCGACGCCUACAACGGCGGCUGCCCGUCGAGCGUCGAGCGGCGGCGGCGCGCUUGCGCUGCGAUCGACCGCGUGACGCCGGACCGGCACGUUCGUAGAAGGCUGGCCUACGACGACGACGACGAGGAGAUGGCGGCGUCGUAGGGGUCUGUUUGUUCUUGUGAUAAUAGCUAUACUGGAGAAUUUACGCGCUACCCGGCGGCGGCGUUUCGUGGGCGCGUAGCGCGAAUCGCGCGUUUCGCAGGUUGCGCUCAACCGCUAACGUGAAAGGGUGUGCCCCACCCAGCACGCGGCGCGCGAUCCGUUCCGUGUCCUCGAGCGUCGUCACGGCCUCGCGGAGAUCGUCGGGGGUGGCGGGGUCAUACUUCGCGCCGGCGACGCGCGUCACGCUCGCGCGCUGCAUCCUCCCGGCGGCGCUGGGACCGCACGGCCGGCGGCGGCGGGCGCGACGCAUCGCGUGCCGGCCCGACGACGGCGCGCCGCGCGCGGGGCCGUGCGUCCUGGCGCAGGACCAUUUCCUGCCGUUCACGUUCCAGCAUGCGCUCAUAAACUCCGUGCCGACGCGCGGCGUCGCGGCGCUCGUGCAGAAGUACCUUUUACCAGACGCCACGCUGGUCGUCGAGUCGCCGCGGGCGACGCACCGCGCGGCGCACGAGGGCGACCUCCGGCCCUGGCGCGCGACGCGCUGCGGACUGGCCGCCGACGGCGCCACGCGGGAGUGGGUCUUCCUUGGUGAGGAGUCGGUCGACUGCUACCCGCGCGGCGCGUACGACUGGUUUCGCCGGAGGGAUGCGGCGUCGGAGCCAGGUGAUCUCCUGGUCUACGCGUCGCGCGACGACAGCGCCGAGCGGCGGACGACGGGCGACGCCGGGCGCCUCGAGGCCUGGCUGGAGGCGCUCGCGACGCGGCUUCGGCUCCGAUACGUCAAAUUGUGGAGUUACGACCCGCCCGAAAAAAUGCGUGCCACGUUUCGCG